AUGCCCAUCGAUGUUGCCGCGUCUGUGGCCACCAUGGUUUUGGUUACCGAGCGAGCACUGCAGUAUCGAGCCUCUCCCCUUGAUCUAUCAACACUAAAAGCUGCUACAGAUGAUUUUGCUGAACACAAAAGGCUUGGCGAGGGAGGUUUUGGUGUAGUUUACAAGGGUGACCUACCUGAAGGUCAAGAAAUAGUGGUAAAGAGGCUCUCACAGACUUCUAAAGAAGGAAUAGAAGAGCUGAAAACUGAGUUAAUUUUGGUUGCUAAGCUGCACCACAAGAAUCUUCUCAGGCUUAUUGGUGUUUGCUUGGAGGAACAUGAGAAAAUACUUGUGUAUGAGUACAUGCCAAAUGGAAGUCUUGAUACCAUUCUAUCUGUGAUGGAUGGCGAGAAAUCCAAGCAGCUAGACUGGGGGAGGAGGUCCAAGAUUAUAAAUGGAGUUAUUCGGGGCUUACAAUAUCUUCAUGAAGAUUCACAACUGAAGAUAGUUCACCGGGACCUCAAAGAAAGCUAUAUCCUUCUAGACUCUUAUUACAAUCCCAAGAUCUCAGACUUCAGCUUAGCAAAGAUAUUUGAAGGCGAUCGAUCACAAAUUGUCACUCAUCGCAUUGCUGGAACAUAUGGGUACAUGUCGCCCGAAUACGCAAUGCGUGGUCAGUAUUCCAUCAAGUCGGAUGUAUUCAGCCUCGGUGUUUUAAUUUUGGAGAUCCUCACUGGAAGAAGAAGUUAUCGACCCUACGACUUGGAGCAAGACGCUGAUCUCAUAAACCUUGUGAGUAUAUAG
Messenger RNA from Aegilops tauschii subsp. strangulata, 783 nucleotides. NCBI's taxonomy places the organism in Eukaryota, Viridiplantae, Streptophyta, Magnoliopsida, Poales, Poaceae. The record is from RefSeq and is a predicted model, not a curated record.